UCUGUAAUCUAGGUAUAAAAGAGCUGCAUAUUUUCAAAAAAAGAUAAGUAUAGUUUUAGACGAGGAAAUCUAACCAAAGUAUAAUUUUUUUCACAUCCUCAUCCAUUGUCAUUUUUUACAAAAAGUGAAAAAUUGUUCGAUUCGAAAUGAAGUUAUCCUACUUUCUAUUGAUAUUUUUCAUCAAGGCGUAUCAUACACGACAUGCUCCAACUCCAGGAAACGGCAUCAGGAUACCGCUAACAAGAAUACCUCCGACAGCGGAAACACUGAAGUCAGCAUUGUUGGAAUCGUACGAAACAAACAUUCAAUAUGGAAUUCCUCUUGAAAAUUUUGAUAACGUGCUAUAUUACGGACCCGUUUCCUUUGGUACACCGCCGGUGCAGAUGAAUAUCAAUUUUGAUACAGGAUCUUCUUUCUCGUAUCUAUGGGUACUUUCAAAAUUAUGCAACACUUCAACCUGUCCCGUGGGAGACCAUGCUCGAUAUGACCACACCAAUUCAAAAACGUACCGAGAACAAGAAGCAACACCACAAAAUAUCACAUACGUAUCCGGAUGGGCAUAUGGAUUUUGGUCACGUGAUACAAUUACAAUAGAUCAACUAAUGAUUCAAGACCAACGAUUCCUUGAAGCCACAAACAUGGCCGCCGCGGACGCGAAGAAGCCAUACGACGGUAUUAUGGGAUUAGGUUACCACUCCAACAAUCAAUCAGAAAACAUCAUAUCAAAAUUGUGCAAACUAAACGGAAAGAAAGAGAGUAAAUUUUCCUUCUAUUUGACCAACAACGCAUUAGAUACAAAUGGAGGCGAGUUGACGUUAUGUGGCGUGGAUCAGACAAAGUUUAAAGGCGAAUUGAAGUACGUUCUCGAGUACGUGGAGUAUAACGGAAAAGCAUGGACGAUUUAUUUCAGAAAAUUUUCGAUCAGAUACGCUGACAACCGUACCACAGAAGGAUCAGUCACCACAGCUCAAAUUGAUACGGGUACAGCAGCCAUUCUAGGGCCACCAAAUCAAAUCUCCGCCAUAUAUACAGCUGUAAAUGCUGUUAACCUGCAGGUUGAUUGCGAAAACAUCCCCAAGUUUCCAAACAUAACAUUGGUUAUUGAUACCACUGAGUAUAUAAUUACAGGAAAGGACUACACAAUAAAAUUUGCUAACGGAACCUGCCUCAUUGCUUUGCUGCCUCAGAAACGUCAAACCGGUUCUCCUACUGACUGGAUUUUGGGAGAUGUUUUUCUCAGAAAGUACUACACUGUAUUCGACAUGAAAAACCAAAAAAUUGGAUUCGCCGAAAGCAUUCAUAUUUGAAUUUUUGAAAUCACUUUAUUAUUUUCAAUCUCACGUGGUUAUUUAAAAAUAAUAUUUUUGGGGUAAACAUUAUAUUAACUAUAGGUAUAAGUUGGCUUUAUUAAGUAAAUAAAAUAAUUUUUAAUGGCACAUCAAA
This is a messenger RNA of Planococcus citri (citrus mealybug), 1443 nucleotides long. RefSeq lists its product as uncharacterized. The transcript is spliced from 9 exons. The record is from RefSeq and is a predicted model, not a curated record. Gene Ontology annotation, biological process: proteolysis. Lineage: Eukaryota; Metazoa; Arthropoda; Insecta; Hemiptera; Pseudococcidae. The coding region runs from base 147 to 1307 and encodes 386 amino acids. Gene Ontology annotation, molecular function: aspartic-type endopeptidase activity.